AUGUCCAUGACUUUAGCCUCAGGGAAAGACAGAAUCUUGGCUAUUUUGAGGCACGUCGAUUCCGUGGGGAAACGGUGGAGGGACGCUGGAUCCAGGAAUCAUUGGGCAGGGUUGGGGGAGUGCACGGAACAGUCGAGUCCACCUCCAUGGCGGCUGCUGCUGCUGCAGGUCCAACAUAUACGAUACGAGGGUGUCCAAGUGCCCCUCAGCCUUCUGGAACUGAUACAGGGUGGAUAUUCUUCCUUCCAGCUCCUCGCAGUCAGAAGGGCUGAGUGGAGUGUGGCCUGCUCUCUCUGCCUGCUGCUGCAGGACGAGGCCCAGCCCAGGCUUCUUAUUGUCACUGCAGAUUAUUCAUCAGCUGGUGCUGUAGUGUCGUGCAGCCUCAAGGGUAUAGGAGCCAGAGGGAGGGCUGGAUCUCUUUCUGCUGCAUCUGAUUAUUGGUCUCUCUUUUCAGGCUGUGCUAUCAUCCGUCCUCCUAGAGAUGGAGGGAUAAGGUACAGAGGUCUGACACAGGAGCAGAUCCGCAGUGUGCAGGUGCUGCCGGUAGACUAUGAAAUAGAGUACAUCUGUAGAGGCAACAGGGUGAUCGUGGGACCCAAGGUCAGGAAAUGCUUGCCCAACGGCACUUGGACCGACCUGAGCCAGCGCAGCAGAUGCUUAUUGUUGUGUCCUCGGGUCUGGACAUCACUGGAGAAUGGACGGGUGUCUUCGUGGCCCCUGGGACCCCCGGUGGAGGGGACGGUGCUGCACUACAGCUGUCUGCCUGGUUUCAUCCUUAUGGGAAGAAAUUCAACGCACUGCAAUAAAAUGGGCAAGUGGGACACUCCCAAGCCCUUCUGUCACUAUGAUCGACAUUACACAGGCAAGAAGAAGCUCUACAUCGGCGCUCUCUUCCCCAUGAGUGGAGGCUGGCCGGGUGGGCAAGCCUGCCUCCCCUCUGCUCAAAUGGCCCUGGACCUGGUGAAUAAGAGAACGGACAUACUGCCGGAUUACGAGCUGGAGCUCAUCCAUUACGACAGCAUGUGUGAUCCUGGUGAGGCCACCAAGCUGCUGUAUGACCUUCUGUACACAGAGCCCAUUAAAAUCGUGCUGAUGCCAGGCUGCAGCUCAGUGUCCACCCUGGUGGCUGAAGCUGCUCGCAUGUGGAACCUCAUUGUGUUGUCCUAUGGCUCCAGCUCUCCGGCUUUGUCCAAUCGUCAGCGCUUCCCCACCUUCUUCCGGACUCAUCCAUCUGCCACGCUGCACAAUCCCACUCGUGUCCAGCUCUUCCAGAAGUGGAAAUGGACCAAGAUUGCCACUAUCCAGCAGACAACUGAAGUUUUUACAUCAACUCUAGAUGAUCUGGAAGAAAGGGUGAAGGAGGCAGGGAUAGAGAUCAGCGUUCGUCAGAGCUUCCUCACUGACCCUGCCGUGGCUGUCAAAAACCUCAAGCGCCAAGAUGCCAGAAUCAUUGUGGGCCUCUUCUAUGAGACUGAAGCCAGGAAAGUUUUCUGUGAGGUUUACAAGGAGAAGCUGUACGGGAAAAAGUAUGUGUGGUUCCUCAUCGGCUGGUAUGCAGACAACUGGUUUAAGAUCAAGGACCCAUCAAUCAACUGUACAGUGGAGCAGAUGACGGAGGCCGUGGAGGGUCAUGUCACCACUGAGAUUGUCAUGCUCAACCCAGAGACAGUUCGAGGAGCCUCCAAUCUUACCUCCCAGGAGUUUCUUGCCCAGCUGAUGUCUAAGCUUGGGGGUAAAAACCCAGAGGAGACUGGAGGCUUCCAGGAGGCUCCGCUGGCCUAUGACGCUGUGUGGGCUUUAGCUCUGGCCCUCAACAAGACAGUUGGGCCCCUCAAGGCCAAGGGUCGUCGACUGGAAGACUUUAACUACAACAACCGAGAUAUCACCGCUGAGAUCUACCGGGCUCUCAACACCAGCUCCUUCGAAGGAGUUUCAGGUCAUGUUGUAUUUGAUGCCCAGGGUUCUCGAAUGGCCUGGACUCUCAUUGAACAGCUUCAAGGAGGGAGCUAUAAGAAGAUUGGAUACUAUGACAGCACUAAAGGCAAUCUGUCCUGGUAUGGGAAUGACAAGUGGAUAGGCUUGGGACCCCCUGCUGACCAGACGGUGGUCAUCGAGGAAUUCCGCUACCUCUCCCAGAAGCUCUUUGUGUCUGUGUCUGUCUUUGCCGGGCUGGGAAUCCUUCUGGGAAUCGUCUGCCUCACUUUCAACAUCUACAAUAGCAAUGUCAGGUACAUCCAGAACUCCCAGCCCUACCUUAACAACAUGACAGCAGUGGGCUGCAUGAUGGCGCUGGCUGCUGUCUUCCCUCUGGGCAUCGAUGGCCUUCAUGUCCACAGGAAGCAGUUCCCUGUUGUCUGCCAGUUUCGCCUGUGGCUGCUAGGUCUCGGCUUCAGCCUUGCUUACGGCAGCAUGUUCACAAAGAUCUGGUGGGUCCACACCGUCUUCACCAAGAAGGAUGAGAAGAAGGAUAAGAGGAAGCAGCACCUGGAGCCAUGGAAACUCUACACCACUGUUGGUGUUUUGCUUGGCAUCGAUAUCCUGUCGCUUAUGAUCUGGCAGAUUGUGGAUCCUUUACACAUCACAGUGGAGAAGUUCACCAGAGAAGCCCCUAAAGGAGACCUGGAUGUGCUGAUCCAGCCUUUACUGGAGCACUGCAGCUCCGAGAAAAUGAACACUUGGUUGGGUGUGGUGUAUGGUUAUAAAGGCUUACUGCUGCUGCUCGGCAUCUUCCUGGCCUACGAGACCAAAUCCAUCUCUACAGAGAAGAUCAACGACCACCGUGCUGUGGGCAUGGCCAUCUACAAUGUUGCUGUGUUGUGUAUGAUCACAGCUCCAGUCACCAUGAUCCUGUCCUCCCAGCAGGACGCCUCCUUCGCCUUCGCCUCCCUGGCCAUCGUCUUCUCCGUCUACAUCACCCUGGUGGUUCUCUUUGUCCCCAAGAUGCGGCGUCUGAUCAUGCGGGGGGAGUGGCAGUCAGACGCUCAGGAGACCAUGAAGACCGGCUCGUCCACCAACAACAACGACGAGGAGAAAUCCAGGCAGCUGGAGAGGGAGAACAAGGAGCUGCAGAAGAUCAUUCAAGAGAAAGAAGAGCGGGUGUCAGAGCUGAGAAACCAGCUGUCUGAGCGACAAGCCCUGCGAUCGCGGAGACGAGCGUCGACCGCCACCAAUCAAAACCACAGCUCCUCCCCGCUCCCCAUCCCGCAGAGCGACCCCAAGUCCCUGGUCCCUCCUCCGGGAUACCCCGUCCCCACCUCUGACAACCACCCGCUCCCUCCGUCUUUCUCCAACUCCUCCAACCUCUACCAGCCUGACGGCAAGAUCAGCCGAAACAACUGCCACACCAGCCGGCUGCAGCUGCUCUACAAAUGAGACAGCGGCGGUGAGAGGACUGGAGUUGGGGUCUAGAAGCUGUAAAAGAACAAGGUACAAACGUGUCGGAAUGAAUAAUUAUUUCAGUAUCAGUUAGUGAAGUUAAGUCCAAAACUGAUCCUGCACACCAACUGAGGACAACAAGUGGAAAUGCUUCCAUUGAAGAGAUCUGCGGUGAGGCAAACAGAUUCAGAAGUAAAUCAGAGACACACAGAAGAUUUACAUGUUAUUCUAUUUGUCUCACCCCUCCUGCAUCUCCUUUCUCCUCAGCUGUGAAGUCAUGAUAUUUUUCUUUUUUCCAAAAGAAAUACCUGGACAUACAUACAUUCGGUUAAGCUAAUUACUGUAUGCAACUGCUGCCUCUGUUGUCUGCCAGUGAUUAAUAAAGUGCCAUCUGGAGUUACAGAAUAUAUCGCUCAGAAUUAGAUAUAACAGAGAGUCAUUGGUAAUAUGGCAAGGCAUUUAUCAUGUUUAUUCUUUACAAUCAGGCCUCUUAAUGGGUUUGGAUAAUGCAAAGUACUCCAGGGAGGCUGGGGACAACAGCUGUAGGAUAAAUUAGGCCAGUUUUAUAAGAACUGGUUGUAUCCAUGACAGAAUGAGCUUUGUCAUUUUUAACUCUUCUGGGUUAAUUGUCUUAAUCAUGGUUUGUAGAUUUUUAUUGGUCUCUGUUCAAAGAGACCACUGAGUCAUUUGUACAUAGUUUUGUCCAGUCAUGCUGCACCCUGCACUGUGGAUGUAAACAGCCCGGGCUUGUCACUUCAAAUGGCUCUAUUGCUAAAUUCCAGCUGCAAAUGACAGCAAAGUCAUGGAAGUCACUUCUCUCGUCUGCAAGGAAUUUGUAAAGUGGUGAGACUGCAAUCAAGAGCUGAAUAAUAAUGCUAUGAGGCUGAAAGCAUUAUAAUGAUAAUGUUUAGGUUGUUUGUGCAGUGUUAGCUGCAGCUGGGUAAUGAUGUUUUUUUUUUUUCUCUGUUAUGUGGUCAAGACAGACACCAGAAGCCAAAUACAGUUCUCUGUGAAACCUGAAACCAGGUUUCAGCUCCCCUUGUAAAACAACUGACAAAGCUUAUAUAUUAAAGGGGUACUUCACCUAUUAUGAAAAAUGUCACACUGUUCUACCCUCCCAUGUGAUGUAGGACAGUAGUGGUGCCUCCUUCCUCUCAUUGUUACUGAGUGCUGGAUACUGGCUGGAUGCUCCAAAUGCUAACUGUUAGCCUCCUGCCAUUGAGCUGGACUUCCCCCCAGCUAACAUUCUGAAAAAUAACCAGAUUAGUCCACUCAGACUGUUAAAUAAACAACGUUUGAGCUUGAUGGACUGUUUGAAAAAAGACAGCAAAAUGUAAUAAAUAAAUAAGGAAAUAAGGAAAAGAAGAAGCUAGCCACAACAUGACUUGCCAGCUAUCUUAGAAAGGGUUUUUUUGUCUCCAACAUGUGUACAUGUGUUCAAUGAAGAAAACACAUGACAGCAAACUCAAGCAAUCUGCUUUCGUCUCUGUGGUGGCUGCUGCUCUGGUGUGGAGCGAUACAUGAAGUUAACCUAUCUUGGAUGGGUUAGGGUUAGAUGUUGAUAACGAGAAAUAUCCAGUUAUUAACAGUAAUUUGAGCAAAAGUAUUAUGCACUUGUGUGUUUCAGUUUCAAAAAGCGGCACCACUACUGUCCAACAUAUCAAUAUCAAUUUUUCUUAAAAUGGUUUACUUCAAAAAACGAACAGGAAUGCUAAUGCAGUUGAAAUUCAGUGGUGUUUAAUAUUCCAGUGUAUUCUUUUCACCUCUGAUUGGUUUGUUGACCUUAAUUUUUUUUAUUUUUUCUUUAUUUUGUUUCAUUUAUUUAAAAGGGACAAUGUAUAUUGAUCACAUGCAUUGCAUAAAAUGUACCAGAUUUACCCAUCAGGCCAUUUUGCAUCUGUAGUCCCUGGCAGGUUGAUGUUGCAAAAGAUGGGUAGGCUACAGAGAAAUAACUAACAGAGGUACGAGAAGCAUGACACGACAACAGACAAUUAACAAGCAUACAAUGUAAUGGAGGCUUUACUGACUCUUUGCCAUUUGAGGGACCAAGUAAAACACCAGGGCAAAGUUGCAAUACAGACCAGCCACUGUCCAGUUCAAUUGUAAUCCUCCCCCUGACCCUCAUUAUUUAAGAAGAUCCAAAUACUGUUCAAAAGCUUUGAGUAGCACUAUGUGUUGCCCAUGACCACUACGUACAAAAACCUGUCACUGAUUUCCCCCUCUUUCUUUUGUUGCUCCAAGCUUUUGAUUGACUCCUCAUAGAUAGAGUGGACAUACCCGGUCCAAGCCUGUCGGGCCCCAUCAGGAGAGAUUAUGUUUGGGUUCGGGUUGGGUUCAGUCAUGUUGACGUUAUUUUAGUGAAACUCUACUGUAAAAUAAAUAAAAAUGAUGGACCUACUAUCUGCUCUUGGCAACUUCCUGUAUGUUGCUGGAGUUUCCGUGAUGACGCUCAAGGCAACACGUAGGCUAUCUCAGGCGGUAAAUGUAACCGAGUGAUGGAAGAAAAGCAAAAUUUUGGGUUCGGGUUGGAUUUGGACACAAAAAAAGAAUGCCUGUCAGGUUUGAGUCGGGUUCAGUUACUAUGAUCUCGGUUCAGGUCGGGCUCAGACAAAAAUAUGCGGCCGGAUCCGCACUCUACUUAUAGCAUCAUAAAGUUAAUUGAUGUCGACAUGCCUUCAGACUGCCUCCACGCCAAAGGUCAGUUUAUUUCAAACAAUGCACAGCCGAUUUCAGAUGUCCUUUGCAAGUGAUUUUUAAUGUGCCGUGAAGCACUUUUGGAGACAAAUGUUUUUUAAAGGUCCACUAACUGAGGCGGUCAGUGGUCCGUCUUGAUAACAAAACCAACAGGCCACCAUCAGACUUUCCCCGCCAGCAAAUACUGCAGCAUUUCCCUUCCUUCAUGUUCUCUGUUCUGCUUUUUCGGUCACGUUGUUGCUUUUUAAAAUAAUGUCAGACAACAAGGUGAUUUCAGGUUAUUUUAAGGGGAGAGAGCAACACUUCCCCACAUAUUUCCAGUGAACAUUGUCUCAGCAGAAAGUGAAAGUACCAUGUUCUGGUUUUGGAUCUCUGUUUAAAAAUAUGAGAUGGCAGCCUUGGUUUCUGGCUCAUCGGUAUGUAUCUAUUAGCUUCAUGUUGCUGUGAAACUCACAGUCUGUUCUCAAGCACGGUGUCUUUAGCCCUAUCCAGACAGGAUGGACGUCUUUCGUGAGUAUGGCAGGGAUCACUUCCCUUUGGGAGCAGUAGUUCCCCGGCAAGUAACCCCUACUGUUUCUCAGCAAAAAUUCCACAUCUUUUGUUAAUUCCAGUGUGAUUCCUAAAGUACCCAGCAUUUUCCGCCUUGGUACCGAAGUUCUGGAACCACCUGUCAUUAACAUUUCACACCGCUUCAUCUGUGUCCUCUUUUAAACAUCAGCUGAAAAUCCAUCUCUUCAAACUAGUUUUUAGCUCAUUUUGUCUUCAUUCUAUCUUACGUUUUUACUUUUAUUUGACCAGUUUCACUCCCAUCUUUAUUUAUCACUUUCCAAGCACUUUUUAGCAUUGUUAAUUUAACAUGUUAUCAUCGAGGGAAUGAUACACACCUUCAGCAAUGUACAGACCUAUUAAAGUAACACAUUUAUGCCCUCCCAACAUUUCAUGAACAGUUAACAACUGAUGUGCACUACAUUCAAUUACAUGAUGCUGUGCUGCAAAAUAAAUCCUGUCUGGACAGGGCUUCAAGAUUCAAACAUGGCUCCAGGAGACUCAACCAGAAACAGGAAAGAGUUUAAUAUUGAAUCAGACAGAAAGUGAAGCUGUGGAAGUCAGGGGUGGCUGGGUGAAUACACUGACCCUAUGAAAACAUGUGUUGUACUGGGAGUUUUUAAUUUCUAGAGAAAGACCAAAAACUUAAAGCAAAAUUUAAGCUCGGUAGAGUGUUGAGUUCCCCACAAGUUGCUGCGUGCUCCCCUGGAUGAAUGGAUUGCUAUUUCAGAAUUAGGUAUUUCUGUCUCUCCAUUCACUUCCACAGUGCAGCGAAACAGAGUCUAAAUACUAUUGAUAUAUAAAUAAAUGUAAACAAGGUGUAUUAUGCCAAUAUAAAAAUGGCAAGUUUGAAUUGGAAAGUAGAUCUGAUAGGUUGCAUCUGUGUGAAACUUCUUCACAUUAGCCUUGUGCCAGGAAAAAACAACAGAGAGAGCUUUCAUAAAUAAUUGUUAUCACAUAAAAAAAAAUAGGCACUGGGACUUGUUUUUUAUAGUGGCAUAAUCCACUUUGUGGUGUUGAUUUAUAUGCUUACAGUGUUAUUUUGGGAGCUGUUUGGAAGUGAAUGGAAAGAUAGAAAUACAGUAUUGUGGAUUAGCAGUCCAGGGAAGCACAGAGCAACUAAUGAGGAGAUUUCAUGACCACAUGGACGUAACUGAUGUCCAAGUAACCAUCCAACCCAACACUCCACCAAGGUGCAGUUUUACUUUAACCUAACAUCUUAGCUGCAAAUUGGAAAUGUUGGAUACACAGUAGCCUACUGAUUAACAGAGGCCUCUUCUUCCUCACUGAUACAGUGUUCUCUCAUAUCCUUUUCACUAUUCUUUUUUUUUUUUUUUUUACAUAAUCAAGCUUUUAUUUAUUUGAAUUUCAUCUUCGUGUCAUCUUGGAGUGCAGUACAUGCUCAUAAGCUCCUCUCUCAUCUUCAUAAACUCUUAUGACAACUAGAUCCGUGCUUCUACAAUCUCUUGCCAAGACCAAGAGCUGGCCUUGUCUGACUUGGAGUCUAGUCUCAUGUUCUUAGUCUCUGUGGUAGCACAGCUUGUUUCAUUCAGUUGUCGUAAGCAGUUAUGAGUGUUUGAGUCACGCUUAUGACACACCGAUGUAUUAACCAUGAGAACGUUGUACAGUGCUCAUGCUGGAUCGUUUUAAAGUGACCAUCUGUAAAUAUAUUGUAUGUUUGUCUGUAAUCUCUUGAUGUAUUUUAACUGUUUAGUCUUAAAGCAGUGAAGAUACAAGUGAUGUUGAUACAAAUGAGGAUAUGUACAACAUUGAUGUUGUAAAUAGUGAUAACUAAGAGAUAUGUAUAACCUUGCACUUGCGUAUACCAGCUGUAUUUCGUGUGGUACAGUAUUUGAAAUAUAUUUCUAUAUGCUAUAUAAUAAUAGCUGAUAUUGGAGAUUAUUUGAAAUGCAAGAAUG
Molecule: messenger RNA, 8534 nt
Organism: Myripristis murdjan (pinecone soldierfish)
Lineage: Eukaryota; Metazoa; Chordata; Actinopteri; Holocentriformes; Holocentridae
Gene: gabbr1b
Product: gamma-aminobutyric acid (GABA) B receptor, 1b
Exons: 25
Coding region: 1-3372 (1123 amino acids)
Biological process (GO): G protein-coupled receptor signaling pathway; gamma-aminobutyric acid signaling pathway
Cellular component (GO): G protein-coupled receptor heterodimeric complex; membrane
Molecular function (GO): G protein-coupled GABA receptor activity
Source: RefSeq, a predicted model, not a curated record